GUCGAGCACCGACUGGGUGGCUCGGCCUGGAUGGGCGGGCGCGGGGGCGGGCCACGUGUGGCGACCUACGAAACGGUAACACAGCCGUGGAACCGGUCGAGAGGGGCUGAGCGGCGUUAGUCCGGGCUCGGAGAGGACAUGGCAGCUGUGGGGCCCAACCUGGGCCGAGUCCUCCCCGGAUCAUCUAUCCUAUUCCUGUGUGACAUGCAGGAGAAGUUCCGUCAUGUUGCAUACUUCCCCCAGAUUGUCUCUGUGGCUGCCCGCAUGCUCAAGGUGGCCAGGCUCCUGGAGGUGCCUGCUGUACUGACAGAGCAGUAUCCAACAGGCCUGGGCCCCACGGUGCCUGAGCUGGGGGCUGGAGGCCUGCGGCCAAUGGCCAAAACUUGCUUCAGCAUGGUCCCCGCAGUGCAGCAGGAGCUGGACAACCGGCCCCAGCUGCGUUCUGUGCUCCUCUGUGGCAUCGAGGCACACGCCUGCAUCCUGAACACAGCCUUGGACCUCCUAGACCGCGGGCUGCAGGUCCACGUGGUGGUGGACGCCUGCUCCUCUCGCAACCAGGUGGACAGGCUGGUGGCACUGGCCCGGAUGCGGCAGAGUGGGGCCUUCCUCUCCACCAGUGAAGGGCUGAUUCUGCAGCUCGUGGGUGACGCUGCCCACCCCCGGUUUAAGGAGAUCCAGAAGAUCAUCAAGGAGCCUGCCCAGGAUAGUGGGCUGCUAGGCGUCUUCCAAGGCCCCAACCCCCUCUUCCGCUGAACUCCUCACCCCAAGACCACCCUUCUGUCAACGGGACCUCAGUGGAAUCGCUCCGCCC
Molecule: messenger RNA, 811 nt
Organism: Mustela lutreola (European mink)
Lineage: Eukaryota; Metazoa; Chordata; Mammalia; Carnivora; Mustelidae
Gene: ISOC2
Product: isochorismatase domain containing 2
Exons: 6
Coding region: 139-753 (204 amino acids)
Cellular component (GO): cytoplasm
Source: RefSeq, a predicted model, not a curated record